Molecule: messenger RNA, 2651 nt
Organism: Microbotryum saponariae
Lineage: Eukaryota; Fungi; Basidiomycota; Microbotryomycetes; Microbotryales; Microbotryaceae
Source: the annotation of a GenBank genome assembly
AUGCACGAGUCUGACUCGCUCGCUCGCUCGCCCAACGCCGACGAGUCGUCCGCCGUUACCAUUGUUGGCUUUGUCGUCCCCCUCCCCUUCCCUCCGGAUGCUUCUACCACGACGACGACGCGCAGGGCAUGUCUGAUCCGUCCUACUUCUCCCCUCCCCGAAGAGGAGCGAACGUCUCUUCGACGACCCUUCUCAAAACGCCUCGCGGAGCAAGUAGCGCCUCGGGCGUCGAGGCCUCCCCAACUGCCUCGACCGCUUCCUGGCGCCCCGCUUCGGCCUCAGCUUCGGGCGCGACUCAGGCUGCCCAGCACCACCGCAUUCAUCAUCAUUCGAGUGCUUCACCGCUUGUUGGGAGUCCCGGGAUUAAUGCAGCGAAUGGGUUAGAGUCCUCCGGGUCACCUUCGGCUUAUAGUCCUAGGGUGUACCCCAGGGCACCGAGUGAGAGUCCAACGAGGAGUUCAGAGCAGGGCUUCAACAUGAGCAAAGGUAGCAGUGGUGGUGGUGAGCCGACUAGGACGACGCCUUCGACGCCGACGAAGAUCACGUCGCUGCCGUCUCCGAGGAAAGCGGCCAUGUCCCCAUCGAGAACGAGAAAUUCGACGACGGGUCGGCCGGGGAAGGUCACGGGAUCAAGAGGGUUUUAUACGAUCCCUUUGAUACGGAGGAGGGUGAAGAUCAGAUUCUGGACGAUCGUAGUGGGGCUCGUCGUUUUGGUCGGUUGGUGGAAGUGGGGGAACGGAGGGUCGGGGUUGGACGGCAUAGGCCGUGACUCGUCCGACGAAGGCGAUUCGUUCGAGUCGAGUGGUGGGCUGAGGGGGAAGUUGAAUGAUGUUUCAGAGAUGUUGAGGAAUGAAGGUGGGGGGAGAGGGUUGAAGAAACAGAUCAAGAGGAAGGCGUUCACCAAGGGGAGUCGAGGAGGCAAAGUUGCGGGUCAAGUCCCUCGCGCUCAGCAAGAGGAGGAUGAAGAAGGAUCCGACGACGAUGACAAGCCUGUCGAAGAAGGGCAGGAUGCACCACCUCAAACAUCCGGUCGACCAAAUCGAAGAAACUCACAGGAACGGGAACGAGCGACGAAGAAAAGAGUCGGAACGACCAAAGAUGGACCCCCUUCGGGACGGAGAGCUUCUUCGGCACCAAAGCGCUUGUCGUUGCAGGAAUGGUCGACGGAUACAUGUCAAACGUGUUUGGUCGACCCGAGGGAUCCGCUCUGUGUUUACGGGGUUGAUAAUAUUCGGCUGUCAAGGGGGUACGAGGGUUCGGGAGUGCGGAUACGCAAGAUGUUGAGCAAGGCUUUGAAAGGGGAAGUCGUGCGGAUCGUGAGUCCUUGCGUGUAGGGGUUGAGGCCAGCGAUACGAGGGAACCUGGCGCCGACAUUUCCUCCUGACGCUUUCAGGGUCUGAUCGGGGGCAAGAUCUCGGCAGGUCAAGGGUUGGGCGACAAGUCAAGCUGGUUUGAAAUCUUUUCCCGCGAGUUCCAAAAGACGUUUCCUCGCUCGCAGUUCAUCGACGGGUCCAAAGGGUCUUCGGUCCCAACGGCGUUCCACUCGUACUGUCAUUCGGCUUCGCUGCCUCGGGAUCUGGAUCUCUACUUUGUCGAACUGGACAUUGAUAAUGGAUCCUUGGGUCGCACACUCGAAGAAGAGGACACGCUCUAUCGGAGUCUGUUGCUCUUACCGCAAGCUCCCGCGAUGAUCCGAGUCUCGACUUUCGACCUCUCGGACAGAGAUACGACGACGAGUCUCGCUUCGGCGUUCUUGACCUCGCGGCAUUUCGACGUUCCCCUUAUCACGGUACGCGAGAUACUCCAGUUGAGGAUCUUUUCGUGGACCUCGAGCGCAAGUCAAUGGUUCGUCAAGGCGAGUGAUGGCGUUUCGACGGAUUGGGGGGUGAUGAAUCCUAAAGCGCAUCAGGUGCUGGGGGAUGUGGUGACGUUGUAUGCGAGGGAGAUGGCGUGCGAGACGAAGAGGAGACAGGGGAUGCCCAAGGAGGUGUUGGAGGUCAAUGAGGAUAAGUGGCCAACCCAAGGUGUGGUUGGGAUCGUACCGAGGGCCAAGAGUGAGUUGGAGCUAGGUCCGGUCAUUCGAUCUUGGCGUUCAGAAGGAUCUAAUGCUUCUUGCUUUUAUUCCCACCAUAGUCUGGGACUCGCACUCGAGCCUUGACGACCCUUCCUACGAACCGACCCCGUUUUCCCCUCACUGCAUGUUCGGAAAUUCCUUGUACGCCCCCUUGGUGCACCUUCCCGACCCUUCUUUGACCACACGCGAAGCAUGGCAAGCCGACGUGUGGGACGACCAAGCCGGCUACGUCUCUUCGACCGUCGAUUCCCUCAUCUCGUUCUCCUUUACGGGAUCCCAAGUCGGUUUGUUCUACUGGCAAACGGAUGGGAUUCACCAUGGCGUCAGAAUUGCGCUGCAACAACCCGGCCGAGCAAGAUGUUGGGUCGACGAUGAAGCUCUUGCUGAAGUAGCGGGGAAGAGUGUGCAGAUCGAGGCGUUUGGUCAGGAGAGGCAGGGGUCUAAAUUUGCUUGGACGUCGGUUGUGGGCAAGGGGGAUGCGCUGGUUUUCGGUGAACAUAGAGUCAGCUGUAGAAUCGUACAGCCGAGCUCGACGGAAGGGCAUGAGGUUAGGAUACUCGGGGUCGCGUCGCAGUGA